GAAGCCGGGACGGUUCCCUGGGGGUGGGUGAGAGCCCCUUCGCCUAGAUUCCGAGGCUCCACCAGGUUUAAGGCUCCUCAGGACUCUCUGCUCCUCAGGACUGUUCAGGGACUCGGUGGCCGUGGCCGUAUUUAUGACCAUCUCGCAUUUGCCGCUUAAGUGGCCGGGUGGGGACCUCGGACAAAUCGCUCAACUUGUGUGACUUCUCAUUUGUAAAAUAAGAGCUAUCCAGUAGCUCUUUAAGCCUCUCUUCAGCUUUAAAACCUUAAGGUUCUGUGACUGUGACGUUUGUUGGGCUUUUACGCCGUGAUGUUAGGCUGAUUUCCUCACAAGAUAUUGCGGAUUAAUGACAGAACUUUAAAUGAUUUCAUUUGGUUCUUUAUUAACUGCUUUCAUUAUCGCUCAUCUUUUAAAAUUAAAUGGAACUGGAAAUUCGGGAUUAGGUGACAAACCACAGAGGACGACUUAAAAGUGCAGACUUGAAGAGUGUCAUGAUUUGGUAGUAGUGAAUCUCAAUUAGUAUUCAGGUCAACAAACACAUAAUGGAGUGUUUCUAAGACUAUUUUUAAAGUAAAGAUGACUGUUAAUUUGCUUUUUUUGAGUUUGUGGUGAAAUCGGAAACUCAGGUUCUAAGGAUGGCUUCCCAUUGAAUAGUUGAGUUUCUGGAAGCAUGGAAAUCUCAACGUGUAAAGCUGAGGAAGAGUUUCACUCACUUUCCAAGCCUCUCUUUAGCUUUAAACAGCUAAGCAUUGAUAAUCAUACUGAAUAUUGAGCGUCCAUUUUGUGCUGAUGAUCUUGGGAACCCCUGAGCUGAACAUCUACUUUAGAUGGAGAAAAUGGCCCCAGGUCCCUCCCUUUGCAUCUCUAGAUCAGAUUCCAGACGGAAGGGAGGGACGCUCCUGGAGGCAAAACCAAAAUAACAAAGGUUAAGAAAAUGGAGGGAGCGGCUUGAUGUCAUCAUUCUUGAAUAAGGAAGGAGAAUGUGGAGGUCUGCGGCGGCGCUGCAGGUGACACUUUAAAAAGCUGCUCUCUGGAGUUCCCGUCACGGCUCAGUGGAAACGAAUCUGCCUAGCAUCCAUGAGGACACAGGUAUUAGAGGACACAUAUCUUAACUGGGUCCCUCCAAGGACUAAUGCCUAAACCAUCUCAGCAUGGCCUGUAGUGGAGGAGGUGGGCCAAGCCAGCCUCCCUCACCUGCGCUCUCCUCUGUCAGCCCUGGAAGUCUUCCCACAUGUAGAUCGUGUUCCCAUAAUAUAUGCAUGGUGUCGGACUUUUUCUACCCAAAUAUGGGAGGCGUGGAAAGCCACAUUUACCAGCUCUCUCAGUGCCUGAUUGAAAGAGGGCACAAGGUCAUAAUUGUCACCCAUGCUUACGGAAAUCGCAAAGGCAUCCGUUACCUCACUAAUGGCCUCAAAGUCUAUUACUUGCCUCUGAAAGUCAUGUACAACCAAUCUACAGCCACGACCCUCUUUCACAGUCUGCCAUUGCUCAGGUACAUAUUUGUUCGGGAGAGAGUCACGAUAAUCCAUUCACAUAGCUCCUUUUCUGCCAUGGCCCAUGAUGCCCUCUUCCACGCCAAGACAAUGGGCCUCCAGACAGUCUUCACGGACCAUUCCCUUUUUGGAUUUGCUGAUGUCAGCUCGGUGCUUACAAACAAGCUUCUAACUGUGUCUCUUUGUGACACAAACCACAUAAUUUGUGUCUCUUACACUAGUAAGGAAAACACGGUGCUAAGAGCAGCACUGAAUCCUGAAAUAGUGUCCGUCAUUCCUAAUGCUGUAGAUCCUACUGACUUCACUCCAGACCCAUUUAGAAGGCAUGAUAGUGUAAUAACUAUUGUUGUUGUCAGCAGACUUGUUUACAGAAAAGGGACCGAUUUGCUUAGUGGUAUAAUACCUGAACUCUGUCAGAAAUACCCUGAUUUAAAUUUCGUAAUUGGAGGAGAGGGACCAAAGAGAAUCAUUUUGGAAGAAGUUCGGGAAAGAUACCAGCUCCAUGACAGAGUGCGUCUCUUGGGAGCCUUAGAACACAAGGAUGUUAGAAAUGUCUUAGUUCAAGGACAUAUUUUUCUUAAUACUUCCCUUACUGAAGCAUUCUGCAUGGCAAUUGUGGAAGCAGCCAGUUGUGGUUUACAGGUUGUAAGUACCAGGGUUGGUGGAAUUCCUGAAGUGCUUCCAGAAAGUCUUAUCAUAUUAUGUGAGCCUUCUGUAAAGUCUCUGUGCGAGGGAUUGGAAAAAGCUAUUUCUCAACUGAAGUCAGGAGCGCUGCCGCCUCCAGAAAGUAUCCAUAACAUCGUCAAGACUUUCUACACCUGGAGGAAUGUUGCGGAGAGAACGGAAAAAGUGUACGACCGCGUGGCAGGAGAGGCUGUGCUGCCGAUGGACAAGCGACUGGACAGGCUCAUCUCUCACUGUGGCCCUGUGACAGGCUGCAUUUUUGCUUUGUUGGCUGUGUUCAACUUUCUCUUCCUCGUUUUCCUGAGGUGGAUGACUCCAGAUUCUAUCAUCGAUGUUGCAAUAGAUGCCACGGGGCCAAAGGGUGCCUGGACUCGUCAAUAUCCUUCCCAUGCAAACGGGGACGAGAAUAAUGAGGAGUCGGAAACCAGGUAGAAGAAAGCCUGGAUUGCGAGGAUUUAAACACUUGUAAUAGGUCUAUUAAGACUGUUGAUAACCGUGCUUUUUUUUCUUUUUUUUUUAAAGUUAAUUUAGUAAGUUAUGCUACCUCUAUAUCAUUCAAUGUUUUAUUUUGAGGAAAGAGAAACACUUAUGCAAUUCCUGAGUGUAGAAACUCCUUGCACUUAUUUAAAAUUUAAGAGAGAACCUUGAAGCCACUCAGGUAUGCAAUUUUUCAGACUACUGAAAUCCCUCUAGCAGAGAUGUUUUAACAUUAUAUUUUGGGAGCUUUGGGUGCUGAAGGGCCAAACGUUUUCUGGGCAUUUUUUGGCCAAUUUUAAAUGUUCUACCGUUAGACAUUCACCAGAUGUUUACAAGUUUUCUUUAGGGAAGUACAACAACUAGAUGAACUAUUUUAAGUCAUAUUCAUACUACAUUUAUUAGACAUUUAAGGCGUAGUCUUUAGACAUGUAAUGGGUACACACUCAGUGUUGCGUAUGAUCAGCAGGUUUCUUGAGUAAAAUGGUCUGUCGGCUACCAGCAUGUUUUAAGCACCUACUCCGUGUAGAACGUUGAACUAGACACUCGGUGUGUUAAGGACCAGGGGUGCAUUCGCUCUUCGUCGAUGACUCAAGUGGCUCACUUGGUAGUCGGAGCUGGCAUGAGAGGGAAAGCUGCCCACCAUGCCAGAAAUGCUCACGCUCUUAAUGCCAGAAGGAAAGUUGCCGGCCUAGUCCGAGUUCUCCUCUGAUCCUGUUGAGCGCAUUCUCCUAGGUAGAGCCUUCGUUUUCAGUUGUGUGUAUGAAAAUCCUUCUUGCUUUUUAAAUACUAGGGACCGAUAUCACUGUUGAUGAUAGUGCAGAGAAGCCGUCCACGUCUCUCAGUGCAUAAUUUAGUCCUCUGUCAAUAUGCCUUCGUGUUUUCCGAGCAGAAUGUACGAGGUGUGCCAUCUCAAAAUCAGCUGCUACCCUGUACUUUUGAUAGAAGUCACUUCCCUUCACUUGUGGCCUAGCUGAUGUCUGAUGAGUAUUGUCAGUGUGCAGAAGUCUUAACCCCAGAAUGUUUUGUUUGUAGCCAGUUGAGUCUGAAAAUUUUAGGAACACAGUCUCUUUGUGGAUGGAUGUUGUUAACUGUAAUUGUUGUUGCCCAGAGCCAUGGGUUGUUAAAACCCCAAAUUAUCCACAUGGUGUGUCUUAUUAAUUCUUUGAACUCCUUAGAGUAAGUUUUUGUGAUUAAAGGACUGUGAAAUCACAAGAAUGAGGCACUGUGGGUGCACUGGUUAGAUGCUGGCAGUAUUGCGAUUCUUUUUUUCUUUUUGUAAACAACAACAUUCACAGAACUUCUUUUAAAAAAAAGUAUCUUAACAUGCCUAUAUCAUUGCCACUGAUACGGGAGAAAUAUGUUUGUGUUUUAUACUAGAACACAAACGCAAGAGUGCAGUUUUUAAAAUCUAGAAGUUAGGGGUUCUUUUGUUAAAGAAAAACAGACUGACCCAAACCAUUCAGUCUUAUUGGGAUUUUUGUGCAUGGAAACCGACUUACAUAAAUCUGAAAUAAACAGUGCCAAUAUUCAUGACAAAGCAAGAAACUGUAACAUUUGGUUUUAUUUCUUCUGUUCCGUUUUUAAAGACAUACUACUAUUUUUCUUGUGUUUUUGUUUCUUGGCUUUUUUUUUUUUCCCAAAAAUCUGUCAAGUAAUUAUUACAUUGCCAUUUAUUUCAGAUGGAAAUAAGAUUUAAAGUUCUUGCAUGAAAAGUAUGUAGUUUGCAUUUUUCCUUUUUUUUUUAAUAAAUGAAAGUAAAUUUGCUUGUUUUAGUAAAUUUUAAUUUUCGGGCUUCCUGAAUACCUUAAUUGUAACUGUCAGUGUUGCACUGGUCAAUAUGUGGAAACAUAUUGUUCUACCCUGCUACUUAACAUUUAUUUGAAAGUGAACUUGCAGUGAUGAGGAAUUUAUGAAAAAUAUAUUGUAUUUCUUCUGAUGUUACAAAAAUAGCACAUGCAAAACUGAUUUAUGAAAACAUGCUACGUGUCCAAAAAUAAAGACCACAAUGACAUUUUGACAA
Sus scrofa (pig) is the source of this 4674-nucleotide messenger RNA. It is a transcript of the gene PIGA, whose product is annotated as phosphatidylinositol glycan anchor biosynthesis class A. The record is from RefSeq and is a predicted model, not a curated record. Gene Ontology annotation, biological process: GPI anchor biosynthetic process. Lineage: Eukaryota; Metazoa; Chordata; Mammalia; Artiodactyla; Suidae. Gene Ontology annotation, molecular function: phosphatidylinositol N-acetylglucosaminyltransferase activity. Gene Ontology annotation, cellular component: glycosylphosphatidylinositol-N-acetylglucosaminyltransferase (GPI-GnT) complex.